Molecule: messenger RNA, 1471 nt
Organism: Punica granatum (pomegranate)
Lineage: Eukaryota; Viridiplantae; Streptophyta; Magnoliopsida; Myrtales; Lythraceae
Source: RefSeq, a predicted model, not a curated record
GCAUUAACAAGCGCACAAGACGGGAGCGUCGACAAGCUCCAACGUCUGAUAUUUUCCCUUCCCCACGGUCGGUGGCAGCACCGGAAAGUUGCCCGUCACGCUCCGGUUGUAGCUCUCACCACCCGCCGGAGUCGAGAGAUGGCCGUUCUGAGCUACAUCUUGGUGAUCUCCGCGACGACGCCGGCCUCCCCGGACUCCCCGGAGCUACCGGCGGGCCAGAGGCCGACCAAGAUUUUAUUGCCCAAGAAGAAGCCGAUGAAGUGGUCCACCGGGGUGGCUCCGGGCGAAUACGGCGGCCCCCCGACGACCUCUAAGCUCCGGAAGUACUGGGGCGGCGAGGAGGCCGACCCCCUCAGCUCGGACGACUUCAUCUGGAACAAAGACUUUGUGGGUCGGUUCAAACGCAUGAUUGAGGACCCUGAUGGCGAUAUCGAACCCACUUCCCCUGUUAAGGAAGAAUCCUCAGGAUUUCUAAGCUUGAACCGGGUCAUGUCGCUCGACAGCUUGGAUGUUGAUCUGAGCAAGGAGCUCAUGAAACCUUCAAAGGCCGUUGCAGAGGAGCCUGUUGAAACGCUGACUCAAAGCAAUGGCACUGCAUCACCGAGAUGGAGGCUGGUGCCAACACGACGUGAGCAAGAAAAGUGGGAUAGAGCGACCAAAGCUGCUACUGGAGGCAGUGAUGUGAUGUUUCGAGAAGCGAGGCAGCCUCGAGGUGACCCUGAGGUACUGGCUGCUCAGUCUAGGGAGCAGUACUUCAAGUUGAAGAAGAAACUGCAGAUUCUUACUCUCGGUAUCGGUGGUGUUGGUCUUGUCUCAGUUUAUGUUUCUUAUACACCUGAAAUAGCCGCUAGCUUUGGUGCCGGUUUAAUCGGUUCCUUGAUCUACAUGAGAAUGCUCGGGAACACUGUUGAUUCCAUGGCGGAUGGAGCUAAAGGGCUGAUGAAGGGCGCAAUUGGGCAGCCGAGGCUUUUGGUUCCGUUCGUGCUAGUCAUGAUCUAUAAUCGAUGGAAUGCAAUCCUUGUUCCAGAGUAUGGAAUGAUGCAGCUAGAGUUGAUACCGAUGCUUGUCGGGUUUUUCACCUACAAAAUCGCCACUUUUCUUCAAGCUAUUGAGGAUGCAGUUUCUACCAUCGACACAAAGAAUCAGGCUUGAUAUAACCACUCUCCCUUUAUAGAAGAAAAUAGCAUUGGUCUCCUUUGCAUCUCAUAGAGACGACAAAGCUGCUUCCGACGAACCAGCACAACAUGAAGGCGCACGACUGAAUAGGAUGCUUUGUGCUGCUUUGUCAAUGUCUUUUCCCCUUUUCCAUUGAUAAGGGCAGGACAACAGAGAGUAAAUAAACAGCUAUAUCUCCAAAUUGACCGAAAUUGUAAUAUUGAACUGAAAUCAGAGAAUGCAGAAUUCAAAAGUGUUGGCUCCUGUACUUUGUAACAAAUUUGUAAUUCUCCUCAGGAUAAACUCCCAUCAUUGA